AUGAAGACACCUCACAAAAAGGCAACUGCAAGGCAGCAAACAAGGGACAUUGUUGAUGGCCACACCUUGUCUGCAAGUAUGAGGAAGAAAAAGAUUUCUCAAAAGAAACAGAGGGGCAGACCUUCCUCCCAGCCCCGCAGGAACAUCGUGGGCUGCAGAAUUUCACAUGGAUGGAAGGAAGGCGAUGAGCCCAUCACCCAGUGGAAAGGAACCGUUCUGGAUCAGGUGCCUAUAAAUCCCUCUCUUUAUCUGGUGAAAUAUGAUGGAAUUGACUGUGUCUAUGGACUGGAACUUCACAGAGAUAAAAGGAUUUUAAAGCUUAAAAUCCUUCCUGAUAAAGUGCCAUUUUCUCGAGUCAGAGAUGUGCGCCUUGCAAAUACCAUAAUUGGUAAAGCUGUGGAACAUAUGUUUGAGGGUGAGCAUGGUUCUAAGGAUGGAUGGAGGGGGAUGGUCUUAGCCCAAGCACCCAUUAUGAAAGCCUGGUUUUAUAUUACCUAUGAGAAAGAUCCUGUUUUGUACAUGUACCAGCUUUUAGAUGAUUAUAAAGAAGGUGACCUCCAUAUCAUGCCAGAAUCGAGUAAGUCUUCUCCAAAAGAGAGAGAGCCAGAAGGAGUUAUAGAUGGCCUCAUAGGUAAACAUGUAGAAUAUACCAAAGAAGAUGGCUCCAAAAGGACAGGCAAAGUAAUUCACCAAGUUAAAGCCAAACCUUCUGUGUACUUCAUCAAGUUUGAUGAUGAUUUCCAUAUCUAUGUCUAUGAUUUGGUGAAAAAGUCUUAA
Molecule: messenger RNA, 777 nt
Organism: Rangifer tarandus platyrhynchus (Svalbard reindeer)
Lineage: Eukaryota; Metazoa; Chordata; Mammalia; Artiodactyla; Cervidae
Source: the annotation of a GenBank genome assembly